Trypanosoma rangeli is the source of this 6096-nucleotide messenger RNA. RefSeq lists its product as uncharacterized. Lineage: Eukaryota; Euglenozoa; Kinetoplastea; Trypanosomatida; Trypanosomatidae. The transcript has a single exon. The record is from RefSeq and is a predicted model, not a curated record. The coding region runs from base 1 to 6096 and encodes 2031 amino acids.
AUGCGGCACUCUUCACGUCUUGCGCAGGCUUUGUCCUCAUCCUCCUCUGCUGCUGCGUUGGGCAAAGUUACUCCUAAGGCGUCUUCGUCACCCCCGCGGCAAGAGAAUGGGUGCCAUGCAGCUAUGUUGUUUAUGCAGCGUCAUCGUUUCUUUGCACCAAGGGCGUAUUUGGCGGGUGCCACGACGCAUUGCAUUGCUGCAUCACCUUCUAUUCGCCGUCGACGUCGGUAUGAGCCAUACUCAUGGGUCCUGCAACGAUAUCUUGAGCGUGGGUCGGUUGACCUUGACGUGUUGCUUUUCCACCCUGAUGCCCCGUCACCUGUGGAAACGUUGCUUGACGUUAUGCGACAUCGUACACCGUGUCAACGUCUUACGGUACAUGCACUGGAGGCGGCGUUUAAUCAAGUGCGUCUAACUUCUUCAGCAGGCAACGCGUCCUUUGCGUUGCAGACGGUGAACUAUUUGCUGCGGUGGCGGUGCCCACAAUUAUACGACAUUCAAGCUGUGCGAGUGCUGCUAUGUCAGGCACUGCUCGCUGAGCGAUUGUUUAGUGAUGCCAUUGAGGUCCUGGAAAGUAUGCCGGAUGCCUGGAUCACCCCGGGGCUUUGGGCGGCUGUGAUGGAGGCGGCAGCGGAGGGAAAAAUGCCGCACUCGCCGAUCCUCUGGCGCCUACUGACGCUAUCGCCAAGGCAGACUCCCCGCGCAGGCAGCGUCAUACGAACGGGGCAGUGCAUCUCCUCGGAAUUGCUGAGUAAUGGGGCGGUUGUAGAGACAACGACUUCAGCGAAACACACUGGAGAGACAGAUGAGGGUUAUAGUAAUGACUAUAGGAAUAGUAGACACACCAUGAAGGAUGGUGAGAUGGUGACAAUGUCGACGUUUGAGGUUCGUGUAACCUCGGUGAAGCGUCUCGCACAGGACACCGAUCGGCCUGUGUGGUGUCAUUUGAGCAUAGCGGAGGUGGGUUACGCGGAGCGGCACUACGGGGCCCUGCGUGAUGAGCGGGCAUGGGGGCUGGGUACAUUGUACCCCGGCAAUGGGGAUGCUGCAGCCGAGGGCGUUGUUUACGGGCUUGAUGCGCGUCUGGCUUCACGACUGAUGUUGCGUGCGAAUGUGUCUUUUUCUGGGCAGGCAUCGCCACUGAUUGCCUUGCAUAUCCUUCGUCGUUAUCUUCGUACGUGCUACGUGAUGCAGAAACAGGCGUGUUUGCCGAGUGCCACUGCCCCUGCCACUCCCACCGGGACGUCUUCACUGGCAACGGCGCACGCAAACACGGUCGUCGCACCUGGUAGUCACCGUGUACCAUCCUCCGUUGCUCUGAUGAGGGGGGAUGGGACGAGAACUGUGGAGAAGGAAGGUCAAAUUCACCCCUCGCCCUUUUUGUUGUUUUUUAAAAUUGUUCGUGAGGCCCGAGAUGUGGUGGCUGGUGGCAGUGACCUCGGCGUGGUGUCGGGUGCGUCACCCAUCACCCCUUCUGGCGGCGGGCUGCCGAUGAUUCACUGGGGCCUUGUCUGGAGGUUCUUCCAAACCCUGAACCGCGAGUCCCCGGCGUGGUUUGGCGUUAUCCCGGAGGAGGCGGGUGACCUCGCGAGGUACGUCAUUGAUGCCCUCUGCCGCGGGGCCGACCCGUGGAUGUCGCUCAAUGUUGCCCGCGCUGUGUCCUCGCGCCAUAUUGUUGACGGCCUUGACAUGUCGCUUUGGCUUCUGCACCGUCUCGACGCCUCCCACCACACCGAGGAGGCCUGUGAGGUGACGAAGAAGGUCUUUCGCUGGCUGCUGGUGGACGUGGGGGUCCACCUGCUUCCACAGCUGCACCAUCACCUGAUACCAGCCUCACGGGUGCUGAUCCGGCUGGGGCUGCAUGAGGAGCUGAAACAGUUCUAUAACGCCGUGCUGGACAACGCGUACACCUUCUCGGAGGGCUUCCGUGCUGACUUUAUGCGCGUCAUGGAGGAUCUGGUGUGUCCUAUGUGCAGCUCUAUUUUGCCGGAGCGGGACGUCUACGUUGAGCGCUCCUGCCCGUUGUGCCUGACGGUUGUGCCGGCGAAGGACCCAAGCGCACUACCAAGUUUUCAGCUGUCAAACGAUCACGUUGCUAGCCUCCGCGAGAAACGGAAAAAUCUCCGCGAAAGAGGCAGGCGACGACUGCAUGAUCGCAUCAAUCGCUGGUCAAAGGGCGGCGGCGGUGAUGGAGCAGAGGAAUCCGUGCCUUCUCAUGAGAUGGGCGUGACAUCGUCACUAUCCUCCAUACGACCACCACCAGACGCCCGCAGUGUGUUUAAGCGCGAGAUCCUGGGCGAGACAGUGCCGCUCAUACCUGGCGUAUCCGUGAAAGAAGGCAUGCCGCUCUUCCCACUUGAGGGGGGAAGCCACGGUACAGGUAAUGGGGGCGCAGAUGAUUCCGAGGUUCCCUUUGACGUUCAUGCGGCUAUGGAGGAGUCAUCGAGACGCCUGCAGUUGCAGGAGGCGGCCAGGCGCUACGCCUUGGCGCAGCGUGGGGUGGUGGUAGCCGUUGCACGACACCUGGCGGCACCACCAUCGCUGCUAGCAUCGGAUGCGUCUAGCGCAAUGCUGCAACAUCAACAAUCAGAGUGGAAGCGUGGGCAGCAGUCGAAGUUGCUCAUGCACAUGCGCAUGGAUGGCCCAUGGACGUGUGUGUGGUGUCAGGAGCACAACUCGGAGUGGAGUUCACGGGUGGAGUGUGCAGCCUGCGGGGCUGAAACGGGUCCAUCUGCGCCAUGGCGUCAUUUUGCCUACGCUGACUCGGGUGAUGUCAUGACAGAGAUUAGAGCCCGCAUUGCGAAUGCUGGAGAGCGUCCUGUGGAUGCCGUUGUUGCUGCAUACAUGCUUAUGGUGUAUCGUCGUGCCGUCAUGUUAAGGGCCACCCCGCACGAUCAUGAGCGAAUUGAUCAGUUGAUACAACGCCUCUGUUGGCUGCAGGAACGGGUGCUGGCAGGGUAUUUGUACGUUCGGUUUGUUUCACCACGUUUACGGUGCAAGAAUAACACGUUAUGGGCAGUGGCGACCCUGUUUGGCUGCAGUGAGGCGGAAUAUGCGGCGAUUUCCCCACAGGAGUUGAUCCAGAACGAAGAGAAAUUUUUUCAGACCAUUUUUACCUCUACCACGUGUAAGGUGUGCUUUGGUUUACAUGCCUGGAAGACAUGCCCCAUCAUCACACGGGACUUUUCCUCAACAGCACGUGUAUCUAUUAACAUGACCAUGGAGGAGAAACAGCGGGCGAUGCUGCAGCGUCUACGACUUGUUGUGGAGGCGGCAUUGCGAUGUGGCACUGAUAAUAGUCGCCUUGUGGUGGAUGCCUACACCACCUUUGUGAAGUCCCCUUACCGUGAGCUCUUUGCGGAGGUUCACAGCGUGGAGGUGAACCGCCUAUCCAUUCUCCUUAGUCACUAUCAUCAGUACCGACGGGCUGCGUUUGUCCUCUGCCACAUUCCCCUGCAUCUUCGGGACGACCGUGCCUACCUGGCCAUGACGCAUUACUUCAACGUUCCUGCAGAAGAGGCACGGGAGCUGCUGCGGAAACGGAGCGCAGUUGGGGUUGAGGACGAGAGUCAUCCAAACUUUGUCCAGGUGGCCCUCACCUGCUGCAUGUGCCUUGACGAGCGACAUGCCUCCUUUGAGUGCCCGCGACUUGUACUGUGGAUGAACGAAUUAGAUGCACAUUCUGCUUCGGUGGCUGUUACAGCAGCUGAAGCGGCCUUGUAUGACCCUCUGCAAGGGGACCAGCGGGCAAAGCGGUUGCGGGCCCAGGUGGACGGAUGGACUUCUGCUGGUCCCGAACGGCUGCACGCGUUCUAUCGAUUUUUGCUACAGCGCGUGGACUCCUUUCAGGAGGAAGUUCAAGUGGAAGGCGAUGACGAUCAUGACACCACUGAUACUGCCACCGCAGCAUCCACGGCACGUAAACCACGACGACGCAUUGACGCGGCUGAUCUCAUUGUUUACGCUGUCAAUAAAACCAUUGCGAAGCUGGCAGCGGUCGGACAUGAGAAGGGGGCUUGCCGACUGUAUGCGAGGACUCCUGCAGAUUUCAUCUCCUGUCACACCACGUGUGCGAUGCUGCGCAUGCAGCGAUUCUCCGAGGAGAGUAUCCGCACACUGUUGAACAGCGGCACUGCAGCUUCGUCGUUGUCGUCGUCACCGUCGACGAUGGAUGAUGAGGCGGUGCUGGGUGUGUUUAGCGAGCCAGCUGCAGCGGCAGCGGUACCCAUGCAUUGCCGCUGUCUCCUGUGUUUUGACGUGAGUCAUGCAUACUUGGAUUGCCCUGAGUUGGCAGCACAGCCGACAAAUGCGGCGAAGCUUGAAUACAUGGCAACGCAAGUGGGCGGUAUUCACUGCACCAUUGACGGCAUCCGCGCCGCUACGGCCUACGUGUACCACAUGUACAACCUUGGCAACCUCACAGGGGAGAUGCUUCGGGCGCACCCCUCCCUUGUGCGGGCGCUUCUCCGCCUCAUACGGCGUUCGUUUGCGACAGGACAAGUGGCUGCGGGCGCUCGUGUGUUGCGGCGGAUUCCCAUAGAACUUGUGCCGCCCACGCGUGUGUACACCGAUCUAUGGCGUGCGGCAGGGUUACCGGAGGAGGCAGUGGAGGAGCGUCGGGCGCAGUUGGUAGCGAUAUACGAGGCGGAGGGGCUGGUGCCGGACAUUGACAAUCCACCCGCGCGCCAGACGUACACCAAUCAGUUGGUCACAAAUUUGAGUCGCACCCUGCACGAUGAUCUCUGCAGGCACUGCUAUCAACACGGCCACACGCUGGCAACCUGCAGUGUGUUUCACGCCGAGGUUAGCUUUGGCCGGGACUACGUCGCCGCCUACCGCAUGAGUAUGAUGUCAGAACAGCUGGAUCGGGAUUGGCAGGAUGCCUACCUUUUAAAGCUGGCUGACUUUUUUCUGUCGCAUCGACUCUUCAUGCCGUACCACAUUGUUGGCGUCACGAACGCGUUGAAUGCCAUUGCGGCCAUGUGGAGCUUCCGCGGGGAACCUGGCAUCGCCAUGCGGCACCUUCUUGCCAUCGCACCCGCCUAUCGUCGUCGACAGGCCUUUAAACACAUCCUUCACGCACUACACAUCCCCAUGGCGGAUAUAAAUCGGGUUCUUGCCAAUGUUUACUUUGUACCAGAUGAGCUUUCAUCCUCAUUUCCGUCGGGCAAGCGGCGGGAUGACUCCCCUGCACCGACAAGCAGUGAUGGCGGUAAGGGAAGCAGCAGCGUUAGCGGCGGUGCGGUGGCACAGCACUUACUGAUGCCGAAGCCUGCAAUACGUGAUGUGGCCAUGUCAGCUGUGUUUAACCACUUCCCUGAGGCCCUGGUAGCUCUGGAGCAGAGUGAGGAACGCAUGGCGAUGAUCCGCCGCCGCAACGCAACACAGCGAACGGUGACGGCUCCGCACACUGGCGCCGCCACCAUCGUGGCAAAGGAAGGUGCAAUGAAACCGCCCCCGGACACAGUCGUCAGCAAAAGCUCAGCUGUGGAGGCUUCCUCCCCCACGCAUUCCCCCGCGCUGCGUGUAAUGCAGAGUGGUGACAUUUUGAGCCUUCGAGAGGACUUUGAUCCAGUGCUGACGGAGUUGGAGGUGGCGGUGGGGAUGAAGCUGGGCAGUCGACACGUGCUCUUUACGAGCGCCGUGGACAUUCUCACUGCGGCGAACAAAUCGGAUGAUGUCAGGCGGGACAUGCCCGCUUCCUCGCCAUCCCCGAGGACGGUUGCAUCCGCGGCAGUCGAAAGGCAGAGGGGAGAGGAGACGCGCCACGCCUCACGGGAACCGCAAAAGUCGGACAGGGACGCAGUCGUUACAGUCUUCACGAAUGAGGUGCGACAGGGGCGGCCAGAGGGCAAAAAAGGGGAGCCCCGCAGGUGGGAGGAUGACCGUGGCGGCAAACGAUCCUUCCCGUCGCCGCACGGACAAAAGAGGGAGACCUUCGGCCACUCGGCUCCACGUCAGCAGCAGGGAAAACAACAACAACAGCAGCGGCAGCAACACUACUCGAGGCAACCCCGAUACCACGAGAGGCAGCAGCAGCGGCAGGGCCAACGGGGAGCAGGCGGGAAUUCUCCAAAGCACUCGAAUCGGUCGUAG